Messenger RNA from Brassica napus (rape), 3335 nucleotides. Its product is annotated as rhamnogalacturonan I rhamnosyltransferase 4. The transcript is spliced from 9 exons. Bases 1877 to 3298 code for a protein of 473 amino acids. Gene Ontology annotation, cellular component: cytoplasm; chloroplast. The record is from RefSeq and is a predicted model, not a curated record. NCBI's taxonomy places the organism in Eukaryota, Viridiplantae, Streptophyta, Magnoliopsida, Brassicales, Brassicaceae.
UUCAAAAUAUAUCAAGACUUAAAAAAUUUAAGUAUUUAAAUGUCUAAAGUAAAUAAUAAAAUAAAAAUUUAUAUCUAAAAUAAACCAAAAAUAAAACAUUAAUGUUAAUAAACUGUCGGUAACAUAAUAAACUAAUACUAAACCAUAUCAACUAGUUGCUCAAAAAUCAUAUCAACUAAUUUUUGGCUCUUUCGAUUAUCGUUCACUUUAUUUUCUUCGGGUUUGUAUAUGAAAAUAUUCAUAAAAAAUUAACUCAUCUAAAAAUCAUAAAUAAGAUGAUAUUUUUUUUAAUCCAAACCGAAUUACAUAUUGAGUCACUGGAUUUACCGAUUUGACCGCGGGUGGUUUCAAAACACUGCGUGGUAGUCACAAGGUUUGGUUUUAAUUUGUUAAUUUUGCUCAAACUAGUGAUUGUCCUCGUAAACCUUAAAAUAUGAAGUUUUUAUAAACUUAUUGUGGGAGAACUACUACUGGUCUUAGUUUACAAAAAAAAAAAAACUACUACUGGUCUGUGUUUAAGUUGAGACAAUUGUGGGUGUGAGUCCUGCUUUUGCGUUUGCUAUGGUAUCUUAUGAUUUGAUUUCAAUUCUUUCACAAUCAUUAAGUUUUUACCCUUAACCUGAUUAAAAUAGAUAAAUUGAUUCCAACAGAUGACCUGAUUGGUAUGUCAUGUAUCACUUCCACUUUAAACUGAGAAUCAACUACGGACUAAAGCACCAUGAUUUCAAAAAGUGCACUUGGUCUCUCACACCAUUGUAUUUGUUUAACAGCAAGGCUUACACUCAUAAUGAAGCAUUUCUUUCAACAACACAAGAAAUUCAACAUCCAUGUAAGGGCUCAAUGGUUAGUCUUGACCAGUCCAAUUUGUGAACUCAAACCAAUAUAUUCCUCUUCUCUUAACCUGAGAACUCAUAUGCUCAAGUUCUCUAGUAGAUGAACAUCACUAAUCAUUAAAGACAUCAAUUAACUAGUCAACGUUUAAUCAAACUUACACACUAGGUUUAUCUUACAAAUUACCAACUCAAGAAGACAAGCAUAAUCAUAUAGCUUGGACGUGUGUGAAACAAGCUCAUAUGUUUCAUCUUCCCAAACUCAUUACAAAACCAGAAUCUCACUAACACACAAAAGUAUCAGUAACUCAGCGUCAACAAAUUCAUUCUUUAAAAUCCAAAACUUAUAAAGCAAUAAAAUUUCAAAUCAAAUCCGAAAUCGCGAUUUACACAUCUCUCAGAAAACAAAAUCAAUCAAAACCCACUAACGAAAACUAAAUAGAAAACUACCCAGCUCAAUUCAAAAAUUGGACAGAGAAAAACGGCCAUAGCAUAACAUUCAAUAAAACUCGAACUGAAGCAAAUGACUAGAUGGAGCUUUUCUCGUCGCUGUAGAGCGCUAUUCCAGUGAAGAGAUGAUGCUUAGAGAUCAGAUUAAACAGAGGGUUAGAGAUGAGAAGAGGCUUGGAGAAGUCGAGAGAGAAAAGAGAUGAGAAAUAAAAUUUCAGAUUAAUGGUAUUCUUUUGUAAAUUGGCUAAAAUAUAAGGGGUGUUUUUGUCAUUUUAGUCUUUUAGGAUUUUUGAUCGCAGAAUUUUGAUCGCUAACGCUGAAAAAUUCAGCGACCAAAAUUUUAUGUCGCCGAACGCUAGCGACUGGUCGCUGCGACAGGUCGCGGAGCUAGCGACUGCCAAACGAACAUGUUUUAGACGCGGACGCUGGUCGCUGACGCUAGCGACUGCCAAACGAACAGGGCCAAAGACGAAGUUAAUGAUGGACUUUUUUAAAUAGCGGGGCAGAGAUAAUGACGCGUGACCAGAGUCUCCGAUGAGUUCGAGCUGUUUGGAUUCUCAAUAGAAUCUUGAUUUUGAAGUGUGGUCGGAGAUUUGAUGGAGAUUCAAAUUAGAUCGGAGAGUUCGCAGACGCAUAAUAAGCCACCGAGUCCAAGAGUUACCAAAAGUCGAUCACAAGUUUGGUUCUUUAGAGUCUGCUCCUGCAUUUUGGUUUGGACUUGCUUGUUUCAGCUCUUUACCGGUUUAACCAAUCAGAUUUCCCGGUUCUCCCUUCCGGUUGAGCCGGUUCGAUUGCUUCCUCCUCGAAGAAAUUACACAAGCAAUGGGAUUCUACGAGUGUCUUGUAAUGGCGGUUUGAAUCAAAUGCGUGCAGCGAUAUGUGAUAUGGUGACUAUUGCUAGACUGUUGAACUUGACAUUACUUGUUCCAGAGCUUGAUAAGAAAUCUUUCUGGGCUGAUCCUAGUGACUUUGAGGAUGUUUUUGAUAUAAACCAUUUCAUUGAUUCAUUAAGAGAUGAAGUAAGGAUCAUAAGGAAGCUUCCUAAACGUUAUAGCAGAUACAAACUGUUCCAAAUGCCUCCAGUGAGCUGGUCAAAUGAGAAGUAUUACUUGCACAAGCUCUUGCCGCGGUUCAGGAAACAUAAAGUUAUACAUUUCAACAGGAGUGAUACGAGAUUAGCCAACAACGGUCUUUCUCUCCAUCUCCAGAGGCUGAGAUGCCGUGUGAACUUCCAAGGACUGAGAUUCACUCCACGGAUCGAAGCUCUGGGAGCAAAGUUAGUUCAGAUUCUCCAACAGAGAGGCCCUUUUGUGGCUUUGCAUUUGAGAUAUGAGAUGGACAUGUUGGCUUUCUCUGGCUGCACUCAUGGUUGCACUGAGAAAGAAGCUGAAGAACUUAAAAAGAUGAGGUAUGCCUAUCCUUGGUGGAAAGAGAAGGAGAUAGUCUCUAAGGAAAGAAGGGUGCAAGGGCGUUGUCCAUUGACACCAGAAGAGGCUGUUUUGGUCCUAAAAGCCUUAGGGUUUCAAAAGGAUACACAGAUAUACAUUGCAGCUGGUGAUAUCUACGGUGGCGAGAGGAGAUUAGCCCUUUUAAAAGAAUCAUUCCCAAGAAUUGUGAAAAAAGAAAUGCUACUAGAUCCAAAGGAACUGCAACAGUUUCAGAACCACUCAUCACAAAUGGCAGCUCUAGACUUCAUUGUAUCAGUAGCCAGCGACACUUUUAUUCCUACCUACUAUGGAAACAUGGCUAAAGUUGUUGAAGGUCAUCGAAGAUAUCAUGGGUUUAAGAAAACAAUAUUGCUAAACCGAAAGAGACUUGUGGAGCUAUUGGACUUGCAUAAGAACAAGACACUCUCAUGGGAUCAGUUUGCAGUAUAUGUGAAGGAAGCUCAUGAGGGAAGAAGGAUGGGAGAACCAACACAUAGGAAAGUAAUCUCUGAUAAACCAAAGGAAGAAGAUUACUUCUAUGCCAAUCCUCAAGAAUGUAUCUGUAAAAAUCCAUCCACUUUAUCAGAGUGAAGCAUAUAUAUCACUAACCAACGUUUUUCUAAGAUAA